AUGGCUAUGACCAUGCGAGAGAUUGUGCUCUGCACAGCUCUGGUCUUUGUUAUCGGUGUCUCCGUCCUUAAUCAAACAUUGAAUUCAUCACAAUCAUUAUCUCGAGGUGAACAUGCAUCACUAUCAACAACAUCCUCCUCGCACCUUUACAAACAACAGAAACAGGGAGAACACGACCGACAGCUCCGACUCAACAACCUCCAAGUCAUCGGCACCCAUAACAGCUACCACCGCGAAGUCUCGCUUCCAGAGCGGGUCAUUUUCCCGUCUCUCAUGGCCAAUGUCGACCCUCGCGUUGAAGACUAUUACUACUCCCAUGCCUCCGUGCAUGACCAACUCGAGCACCAGCAAGUGCGCAGUUUCGAAUUCGACCUGUACGUCGACACCCACGGCGGCCUGUUUGCGGAUCCGCUCAUCCGUCGAUUGGCAAACAUGUCUGAUGCCGACAAACAGCAUUACGGCCUACCCAAGUCCGCCAUGGGACAACCAGGCACAAAAGUAUUGCAUAUUGCCGACGCGGAUGUGGGCACAAUAUGUCAUACCCUCGUCGAAUGUCUGACGCAGGUGAAGACAUGGUCCGAGACCAAACACGGCCAGCACGUGCCUAUACCGAUAUUACUAGAAUUCAAAAAGACAGAACCGGGCAUUGAGAAGCAAGGCGGCGUUCGCGCGGAGGACUGGACGGUCGAGGCGCUGGAUAGAGUAGACGCAGAGAUCCGCUCGGUGUUUUCAGACGACCAACUCAUCACACCGGACGAUAUACGCAAGCAAGCACAACAUAACAUUAAUAAAAAUAUGAACGCUAAUUAUAAUAAUAAUAAUCAUAACGACAACCCAGCCAUCACCCUCGAAGAUGCAAUCCUCUCCUUUGAGCACGGCGGAGGCUGGCCAACCCUAGCCUCAUCACGAGGCAAAUUCUUCUUCGUGAUGGACAACGAGCCGACACACCCGAUCCAAAUACGCGAUCCAUACCGCAGCGGCGGACGCCCAAACCUCGAGGGACGAGUAAUCUUCACCAACUCCGUGCCUGGCGAACCCGACGCAGCAUUCAUCAAGCGUAAUGACCCCAUCGCGGGCAACAACCAGCGCGAGAUUCAGGAUUUGGUUGCAAAGGGGUAUUUUAUUCGCACUCGCGCCGAUGAGCCCAUACAAAUGAUUCUGCGCGAUAAUGGGGAUGCGCCUGCCAUGCGCAAGGCGGCGUUGGCGAGUGGUGCUCACAUAGUCAGUACCGACUGGGCGGGUGCUGGUGUGAGCGCGAGGUAUAAUAGUGAUUAUUUCGUCGGGUUGCCUGGCCCGGCGAGAUGUAAUCCGGUUAAUGCGCCGUCGAUAUGCGAAGAUGAGUAUUUAGAGAUAUUGACAUAG
Talaromyces atroroseus is the source of this 1362-nucleotide messenger RNA. RefSeq lists its product as hypothetical. NCBI's taxonomy places the organism in Eukaryota, Fungi, Ascomycota, Eurotiomycetes, Eurotiales, Trichocomaceae. The transcript has 2 exons. Gene Ontology annotation, molecular function: phosphoric diester hydrolase activity. Gene Ontology annotation, biological process: lipid metabolic process. The record is from RefSeq and is a predicted model, not a curated record. Bases 1 to 1362 code for a protein of 453 amino acids.